GCAUCUGGCCGCCUCUUAACCCUGAACUUGCAUUGGAAAUCGAUAUGAGUGGGUGGCCCAGUGGGCCUGGAUAUACGAUUCCAACCACAAACUUCACUGGGAUAACAAACACACAAUCCCGCAACGAAUUCUCUAAAUUUCCUGCACUUCAAGCAAAUCGAACUACAUUUGAGGUUUAAAGGCUAAAAUUAGCGCUAAUCCGCAAUGGAGUUUCUGGACCCACAGCUCCACAGCGCCGACAAGUUGUGCGCACAAUUCGAAGAGUAUAAAAAGAAGCGUGAGGAAGCGCACUUGGAGAUGAAGAACAAGGUGAACACCAUGCUCAAUUUGAAAGCGGAUAUAAAGGAGCUCAACGAAAAUAUGGAAACGCUUCGCGUUGGAAUGCAACAGCUGGAUGACCAGCAGAAGGUUCAGCUGCAUCAGGGAAAGCUAAUGUCUCAGUCGAUGUUUGGUACCAUUGAGGCUGCUCCUCCAGAUGAAGGUCAAGUCCCUUUGAAGGACGAUGAUACCAUACCGAACAAGCUGUUGAUAAAGUGCGAGGUAAAAAAUUGUCUCUUUGAGAGCUGCCAAAGACGAAUAGACAGCCAGUUGCUUUUGCUGCACUACCUCUGUGAUCAUGAGAACAAGGAAGCUUCCUUCCAGCGCUUCCUUCCCGUAGGAAAACAUGAGCGGGCUGUGCUUUCUUUUAAGCCGACGAGCUGUAAGAAUCCUGAUAACCAGGUGUUGGGGCUCCUGGCUUACAAUGCACAACAGUUAUUGAUAUCCCAGCGACAAUGUGAGCCCUAUAACAGAUUCCUGCUGAACCAACACUCGCACCUGGAAGGUCACAUCCCGGUGGUGGUGCUAAUUUCCCAGACAUAUCCCAAAUCGGCUCUGCGGGAUAGGCGUUCACCAGAUAGCCCUGUGGCUAACAGCGAGUUCGUCCUCUGGCUGGUUACACCCAGCGACGGACUGCAGUUGAACGUUACGCUUAGUCUCUAUGGAAGAGAUGUUGCACUAAAAACCAGCUGUGUUUUAGGUGUUCGAAAGGUUAAUAAUAACUGGGACGCGGACUAUUACAUGGCAGUCGACGAAAGCUACUGGCGUCUGACGUACGCCGAAGUGGAGAAACUUUCAAACAACUUUCGUGACGAACUGCACCUGGAGGUUGUAGUUACUGAGGCAGAGGGAAACGUGUAACCGCUGUUUACUUACAUUUGCGUUGUCCUGGAGUGCCUUGCACUUUGACUGCUCCACCGGAUCGGUCAGCUCCGCGAUGCGUUUGUCCAGCAACUGGGCAGGACAGAGAACGAGAAAAAAUCACAAUAAAUUGCAUAAUGCCUGCAUUACGUGGCACAAUA
Messenger RNA from Drosophila mauritiana, 1340 nucleotides. RefSeq lists its product as uncharacterized. Lineage: Eukaryota; Metazoa; Arthropoda; Insecta; Diptera; Drosophilidae. The transcript has a single exon. The record is from RefSeq and is a predicted model, not a curated record. The coding region runs from base 205 to 1179 and encodes 324 amino acids.